AAGUGGCUGGCAUGUUGUUUUAGCUCUCACUUUUUGAACCACCAAAAAACUCUGUUUUUUUGAAAAACUCUGACAUAAAGCUGUUUGAGACUUUGAGUGAGUGAGUGUAAGUUUCUGUAAAAUGAAGAAUUGUACCAUUUUCCAAUUCUCCAAAUUUGUUGAAUAAAAGUUGUGUUUUUUGGGUUGGUUUGAAAGUCUUACCAAAAAUCAAACUAAAAAAACCAAGUCCCAAAUUUCUUCUUUCAUAAAAAAAAUUCUCAUUUUUGCUCUUUUUUAAGGUUGUUUCUUGGACUUUAAAGACCAAUGGAAACAAGAAGUAUCAAUGGUGUUUUUGCUUUUGUAGUAUUAUUGAGUUUCUUGGUUUAUACAAGUGCUAUGCUUACACCUAGUGGUGUUAAUUAUGAAGUGCAAGCUUUAAUGGAGAUCAAGAACUCAUUGCAUGAUCCACAUGGUGUUUUGAAUUGGGAUGACAGUUCUGUUGAUCCAUGUAGCUGGACUAUGAUCACUUGUUCAAGUGAUAAAUUUGUCACUGGCUUGGCAAGUCCAAGCCAAAGUUUGUCUGGGAAAAUAUCACCAUACAUCCACAACUUAACUCACUUGGAUCUACUGCUUCUGCAGAGCAAUAAUAUAUCAGGGCCAAUUCCAACUGAACUUGGAAUGCUUCAAAAACUUAAAACAAUUGAUCUUUCUGAUAAUCAGCUCACUGGUGAAAUCCCUCCAUCUUUAGCUCAAUUGAAAAGCCUCCAAUACUUGAGACUAAACAACAAUAGUCUUAGUGGAGCUGUUCCUUUGAAAUUGUCCAAUAUGACUCAACUGACUCUUCUAGACUUGUCAUUCAACAAUUUGAGUGGUCCCGUGCCAAGGCUUCUGGCUAAAACAUUCAACCUUUUGGGAAAUCCUAUUAUAUGUCCAACUGGGAAAGAACCAGAAUGCAAUGGGACAACAACAUCCAUGCCUAUGCCCUUAACUUUGAACAACUCACCACAUGCUCAGCCUUUUGGAAGACCUAAAACUCACAAAGUUGCCUUAGCAUUUGGGACAAGUCUUGGAUGCAUCUGCUUACUAAUUAUUGGCUUUGGUUUCUUUCUUUGGUGGAGACAAAAGCACAACAAGCAAAUUUUCUUUGACAUCAAUGAACAACAUCAUGAACAAGUGUGCUUGGGAAACUUGAGGAGGUUCCAAUUUAGGGAACUUCAAGCUGCCACAAACAACUUCAGCAACAAGAACAUACUCGGGAAAGGCGGUUAUGGGAACGUCUACAAAGGUUGUCUUAGUGAUGGCACAAUUGUUGCUGUAAAAAGGCUCAAAGACGGGAGUGCAAUUGGAGGAGACAAGCAAUUUCAAACUGAAGUUGAAAUGAUCAGCUUGGCAGUGCAUCGCAAUCUCCUCCAUCUGUAUGGGUUCUCCAUGACACCUACUGAAAGGCUUCUUGUUUACCCUUACAUGUCUAAUGGAAGCGUUGCUUCUCGUCUCAAAGCAAAGCCACCAUUGGACUGGACUACAAGAAAAAGAAUUGCAUUAGGAGCUGCAAGGGGUUUACUAUAUCUACACGAGCAGUGUGAUCCCAAGAUUAUUCACAGGGACGUGAAGGCUGCAAACAUAUUGCUCGACGAUGACUGUGAGGCUGUCGUGGGAGAUUUUGGAUUGGCAAAGCUACUGGAUCAUCGCGAUUCACAUGUUACGACUGCAGUUAGGGGAACUGUAGGACAUAUAGCUCCUGAAUAUCUCUCUACAGGACAGUCCUCAGAUAAAACAGAUGUUUUCGGGUUUGGGAUUCUCCUGCUAGAGUUGAUAUCUGGCCAGAGAACUCUUGAAUUCGGUAAAGCUGCAAAUCAAAAAGGCGCUAUGCUCGAUUGGGUAAAGAAGAUUCAUCAGGAGAAAAAGCUUGACGUGCUGGUGAGCAAGGACUUAAAGGACAAAUAUGAUCGGAUCGAGCUUGAGGAAAUGGUACAAGUAGCUCUGAUAUGCACUCAAUAUCAACCUAGUCAUAGACCAAAAAUGUCAGAAGUGGUGAGAAUGCUCGAAGGAGAUGGACUUGCAGAGAAAUGGGAAGCUUCUCAAAGAGCAGAAUCCACGAGGUGCAGAGCCAACGAGUUCUCCUCGUCAGAAAGAUAUUCUGAUCUUACCGAUGAUUCUUCAUUGCUUGUCCAAGCAAUGGAACUAUCAGGGCCAAGGUGAUAUAGUAAAAAAGACAAUCUUAGCUAUUAUGAGCUUGUUUUUUUUAAUAACCGAGUAUCCCCGAGGGCCAGUGGCAGACGGUUCGAAACUCGGUGGAUGAUAGACCUGUUCCUUUACUCUCCACUUAAAUACCAAACUUUCGUCUGCGGUAGGAUCUGAUUGAGCUUGUAUAUAUGAUCAUAUGGAAGAUGAUAAAGGCAUGGGAUAUGUUCUGACUGUACAGGAAAAAGAUUUAAGAACAACUGACCUUUAGGCUGAGUUUUUUUUUCCCCCCCCCCUGUUUUGAGUGAGAAUUUUUCUGGGAUGUGGAUUGUAACCUUGAGCUUGUAAGAAUAAUAUUGUUGAAUUUCAGUUUCAGCUUAUAAACACUGCACCAUAUUUCUCAUAUAAAAA
Lycium ferocissimum is the source of this 2571-nucleotide messenger RNA. RefSeq names its product protein NSP-INTERACTING KINASE 1-like. Gene Ontology annotation, molecular function: protein binding; protein kinase activity; ATP binding. The record is from RefSeq and is a predicted model, not a curated record. The coding region runs from base 304 to 2178 and encodes 624 amino acids. Gene Ontology annotation, biological process: protein phosphorylation. NCBI's taxonomy places the organism in Eukaryota, Viridiplantae, Streptophyta, Magnoliopsida, Solanales, Solanaceae. The transcript is spliced from 11 exons.